AUGCAUUUUUUAAAUAGGAACUGGGGAGAAGGUUGGGGUAUGGUGCCUACCGACAGAGCCCUUGUCUUUGUGGAUAACCAUGAUAACCAGAGAGGACAUGGGGCUGGAGGAGCAUCCAUUCUGACAUUCUGGGAUGCUAGAAUGUAUAAAAUUGCUGUUGGAUUCAUGCUGGCUCACCCGUAUGGUUUCACACGAGUCAUGUCAAGUUACCGUUGGGAUAGACGUUUCGUGAAUGGAAAAGAUGUUAAUGAUUGGAUUGGACCACCAAAUAACAACGGUGCCAUCAAAGAAGUGACCAUUAAUGCAGAUAGCACUUGUGGAAACGGGGGGGAGGGUGAACAUCGGUGGCGGCAAAUCAGGAACAUGGUUGCCUUCAGAAAUGUAGUUAAUGGCCAGCCUUUUGCAAACUGGUGGGACAAUGGUAGCAACCAAGUAGCUUUUGGAAGAGGAAACAAAGGCUUCAUUGUCUUUAACAAUGAUGACUGGUCACUGUCAGCAAAGUUACAGACUGGUCUUCCUGCUGGCACAUACUGUGAUGUCAUUUCUGGAGACAAAAGCAAUGGCAGUUGCACAGGAAUUAAAGUCCAGGUUUCCGGGGAUGGCACAGCGCAGUUUUCCAUUAGUAACUCAGCUGAGGACCCAUUUAUUGCCAUCCAUAGCUGCUUCUGUCUUGAGCUGGCUGCACACUGCAAACAUCGCUUUCCUCAUCAGACACCCCAGGGUUCUGCCUUCUGCAACAUUCUGCCAUUUCUGUUGCAACUUUGGCUUCACAUCCCCAGCUUCAUGAAGUGUCUCCUCAGGUCUGUCUCUCAGGAACUCCAACUCUCCAUACAUAUUGUGGCCUCAGGAACUUUGAAUGGUUCUGGAAGAUUCCAUGACCUCCUCAUUCUUCCCGAUGCUUAUUAA
Nannospalax galili (Upper Galilee mountains blind mole rat) is the source of this 906-nucleotide messenger RNA. RefSeq names its product pancreatic alpha-amylase-like. NCBI's taxonomy places the organism in Eukaryota, Metazoa, Chordata, Mammalia, Rodentia, Spalacidae. The coding region runs from base 1 to 906 and encodes 301 amino acids. The record is from RefSeq and is a predicted model, not a curated record. Gene Ontology annotation, molecular function: catalytic activity; cation binding. The transcript is spliced from 6 exons. Gene Ontology annotation, biological process: carbohydrate metabolic process.